AUGGCUCCUGCUCGACAGCAACCGGCACCACCGCCGUUCAGCAAAGAUCAAAAAGUGCUCUGUUUCCACAUGGACAUGCUCUACGAAGCCAAGAUUAUGGAUGUUCAGCCAGCCGAGAAGCCCAGUGAUGGAUACAAGUACAAAGUCCAUUACAAGGGGUGGAAGAACACCUGGGACGACUGGGUGCUGGUAGACCGUAUCCGGACCUUCGACGAUGAGCACAAAGAGCUGGCUGCACAGUUGCACGCGCAGUUGAAGCAUAACAUCCAACGAAGCACUAAGCAGCCGAAAAAGGGCCUGAGAAGUGGUGCUGAGUCUGCUAGAGUCAGCGAGGAGCGAUCAGGCUCUGCCACUGUUCAAGGAGGCAGGGGAGGAAGACGAGGCAAAGACUGGGAAUUGGAACAGGAGGAUGCUUUCCACAACAAACCUAUGAUCAAAAUCCCGGUGCCCGACCACAUUCAAGCGAUGCUGGUUGAUGAUUGGGAAAAUAUCACCAAGAACAACCAGCUUGUCCCUCUUCCUCACAAUAAGCCAGUCACCAAGAUAUUUGAAGACUAUCUUGCGCAUGAGCGUCCACACCGCGAAGAGGGAUCUUCCAGCAUGGACAUAUUGGAAGAAGUCGUCGCAGGCUUCCGUGAGUACUUCGAGAAGGCUCUUAGCAGAAUUUUGCUGUACCGUUUCGAGCGCCAUCAGUACAUGGAUAUUAAGAAGCUCUGGGAGAACACUGAGGCGAACACAGAAAUCACCAAUGUCUGCGAUGUCUAUGGCGCUGAGCAUCUUGCUCGACUAAUUGUCUCUCUCCCCGAACUGUUGGCGCAGACCAAUAUGGACCAGCAGUCCGUGUCCCGUCUUCGAGAGGAGAUAGGAAAGUUCAAUGUCUGGUUAGGACGUAACUGCGAGACAUAUUUUGUCAAUGAGUACGAGACUCCCAGCCAGGAGUAUAUUGACAAAGCUCGUAGCUUUUGA
Messenger RNA from Fusarium mangiferae, 966 nucleotides. RefSeq lists its product as uncharacterized. Gene Ontology annotation, biological process: chromatin organization; regulation of DNA-templated transcription. Lineage: Eukaryota; Fungi; Ascomycota; Sordariomycetes; Hypocreales; Nectriaceae. The record is from RefSeq and is a predicted model, not a curated record. Gene Ontology annotation, cellular component: NuA4 histone acetyltransferase complex; Rpd3S complex; nucleus. The transcript has 4 exons. Bases 1 to 966 code for a protein of 321 amino acids.